Messenger RNA from Phragmites australis (common reed), 1401 nucleotides. RefSeq names its product GDSL esterase/lipase At2g42990-like. The record is from RefSeq and is a predicted model, not a curated record. Gene Ontology annotation, molecular function: hydrolase activity, acting on ester bonds. Lineage: Eukaryota; Viridiplantae; Streptophyta; Magnoliopsida; Poales; Poaceae. The transcript is spliced from 3 exons. The coding region runs from base 110 to 1180 and encodes 356 amino acids.
UGUGUACGAUGAGCAACCGCAUGCACAUGUCCAUGCAUACAUAGGUCCAAAAAGAAAAGAAAAACUUUGAGCAAAUCGAGUACCAUUUAAAUUCGAGCUAUCGACUAAGAUGACCUCGCUGCAGUGCACGCGGUGGUUCUUAGUCAUGAGCCUCGUGAUGCAGGUCUUGCUACGCGGCGGCGGUGCUGCUGCGGCCGACAAGGUCCCGGCUGUGAUCGUGUUCGGCGACUCGACGGCCGACACCGGCAACAACAACUUCAUCCAGACCCUGGCGAGGGGAAACUACCCGCCAUACGGGCAGGACUACGCCGGCAGGGUCGCCACCGGCCGGUUUUCCAAUGGCCGACUCCCCGUCGACUUCGUCUCCGAGGCGCUCGGCCUGCCGCCCGCCGUCCCGGCCUACCUCGACCCCGGCCACAGUAUCCACCGGCUGGCGUCAGGGGUUAGCUUCGCCUCGGCGGGCAGCGGGCUGGAUGAUAUAACCGCUCAAAUCCUUUCAGCAGUGACCCUGACUCAGCAGAUAGAGCACUUCAAGGAGUACAAGGCGAGGCUCAGGCGCGCCAAAGGCGACGCCACCGCGAACCACAUCAUAAGCCGGUCACUCUACAUCUUCAGCAUCGGCGCCAGCGACUUCCUGGCGAACUACCUGGUGUUCCCACUCAGGCGCUACAGGUUCACCCUGCCGGAGUACGAGGCCUACCUCGUCGGUGCGGCGGAGGUGGCGGUGCGCGCUGUGCACGCGCUCGGCGCGCGGCGGAUCAGGCUCGCCGGGCUGCCGCAACUGGGGUGCCUGCCGCUGCAGCGGACCAUCAACCUCGCCAGGCCCGGGGACUGCAACGAGUGGCACAACAUGAUGGCGCGGAGCUUCAACCACAGGCUGAGGGCGCUGGUGUGGAAGCUCAACCAGGAGCUGCCUGGGGCGCAGGUGGUGUACGUGGACCAGUAUCGUCUCUUGGCCGCCAUGAUCGCCAAGCCAUGGGAGUACGGUUUUGAGAACUCGGUGCGAGGAUGCUGCGGCACAGGGUACAUUGAGACAGGAGUGCUAUGCAGCUUGGACAAUGCAUUGUCAUGCGACAAUGCCGAUAAAUAUGUCUUCUUCGACGCAGUCCAUCCAUCGGAGAGAGCAUACAAGAUCGUAGCCAAUGGAAUUCUAAAUGCCACAUCGCACAUAGUCAAUUAACUUCAAAUUUUCUUAUCUUGGCUGAAUUCAAUGUGAUUAGUUAAACAAAUGUCCUUACUUGAACUUAAUUAGCAAAUUGUACACAAAUUCUAGUUGAAUUCAAUGUAGGAGAUAACAUCCUAGAAAAUGUGUCCUGUUGUGAUCCAUGUAAUACGAGAAAGUAAGCAUAUAUAGUUCACUACCAAUGGCUUCUUUAAUUCGACACCUUCCAGUGUUGCUAC